AUGGCAAUCAAGAAAGCAACAAGAACCAAGAAACCAACCUACGCCGCCGCCAACGCCAGCGGCUGCGGCUGCUCCAUGCCGGCCAUGGCGGAGAUGCCUCCCCACGGGCCAGGCGGCGCCGCCAACCAAAUCCAGCCUCCGCCGCCGCUCCCUCCGGGCGUCUACUUUAGCCCGACGCGGGACGAGUGCCUGGGGUUCCUCAACCGGAGGAUCGCCGGCGACAGCGAGAUGGCCGACGCGCGGGGGUACAUCUUCGACGCCAACGUGUACGGCGAGAGCCCCGACGCGCUGCGCCGCAGGCACCCGCCGGCGAGCAUCCGCGGCCGGGGCGAGCACGCGUGGUGGUUCCUGAGCGAGACGCGGUUCCAGAGCAAGACCGCGGGCGGGGGCGCCUCGAAGCGCGCCGACCGCCGCGUCGAGACCGGCGGGUACUGGCGGCUGGAGCAGAGCAAGGAGCGGCUGAAGCAGAUCAAGGAGCGACGGCUCAAGCGGAGGAAGCAGAGCGAGGAGGAGGAAGAGGAUGAGGCCGACGGCGUCAAGAACUGCUUCGGCUUCUACGUCGGGCGGGACGACAAGACGCCGUGGCUCAUGCAGGAGUUCACCAGCGCCAACGACGACGGCGCCGGCAAGCUCGGCGUGCCCGCGCUCUACAGGGUUUACGUCACGCCGCGCGCCACCAGGGAGCAGCUGACAGGCGUCUUUGCGAAGGAGGACGACGUCAAGAAGGGGCCCGGCGGGAACAAGAAGCCUGCCCGAGCCAUGAUCCCGCAGGGGUAUUUCGACCGCAUCGCCAGUCUGCUGCCCGUGGGGAGCGUCCGUGCUGUCGUCCAAGAGCACGUACACGCGCCCGCGCCAUUGCCUCCGGCGGCGCCGGUCCAACACAGGCAGUAUCUUGGUCACUACGAGCAGCAGCAAGGGCGGCAGUAUCUUGGUCAGUACGAGCAGCAACAACAGGGGCCGUGCUCAGUGGUCGCCCCGCCGGCAACACCGGGCCUCCUUGGCGAGUUCACGGCGGCGGAGGCGCCGCCGCCGGACAAUAUGAGCAUGUCCAUGGUCGAGUUCAUGGGGAUGUUUAACGAGCAGCCGGCGGGGAUCGUUAACGAGCAACCGGCGGAGACAGUGAAGGAGGGGGAACCGGAUUGGGGAUAUUUGCCUGAUAUAGUUGAUGCUGAUGUGUUCAGAAACUUCAACACCGACGAGGGUUGA
Messenger RNA from Lolium rigidum, 1206 nucleotides. RefSeq lists its product as uncharacterized. Gene Ontology annotation, molecular function: DNA binding. Gene Ontology annotation, biological process: regulation of DNA-templated transcription. The record is from RefSeq and is a predicted model, not a curated record. The transcript has a single exon. NCBI's taxonomy places the organism in Eukaryota, Viridiplantae, Streptophyta, Magnoliopsida, Poales, Poaceae. Bases 1 to 1206 code for a protein of 401 amino acids.